AUGGAUUUAUUUUUUAACAACCAAUGUAACUACAACGGUUGUGGUGAAAAGUUCGGUAGUCUGGCUGAAUUGAUUCAGCAUGUAGAGCGUGUCCAUAUUGUAAUGGAUGACAGUAAAGAAGUCUCUGGAAGUGAAAGCAUGGUACCCAAAAUCAAAAUAUUGCCUAGCAAUGUCCAUGAUGUGAUUAUGCGUUCUCCGGUUCAUCGAAUCAAUCAUGGAUCACGCCGUCACCCAUCAGUAUCUCCACUAAACAACAUUAAUUGUGAACGUCCAAUUCAGAUGAUGAAUGCAACUGGUGCUGCAUCCUCAUUGCAGUCCAUGUUGGCUAAUGCUGAUUCUGGUACUAGAGCAAGUGCUCCAACAACUUUUGUUAAUCAAAGUAAUUGUGAGCCUCCAAUUCAGUUGUUGAGUGGAAUUGGAAGUGAUGGUUCUGCUUCGUCAUUGCAGUUCGUGUUAGCACCUACUAUUGUUAUCAGUAGCGCAAAUGCACCGUUUCAGGUACCAAUGGCUUUCCCAAAAAGCAACAAUUGCGUACCACCGUCUCAGUCUGCCGUUGCACAAGCAAAGCGCGGAGCAAUUCCCAAAGCACGAAUACAGUCAAUGGGAUUAGGUGGUAAUCGUGAUGCUGAAUCAUUUGAGAAGGAUAACAUUCCAUCAUCAUCAUCGGCGGUAAAGCGGAAAAAUAACAGUUCUAAAAUCUCAUUCUCAAAGAAAAGAAUCUCAUCUAUUAACCGUAAUGUUGAGCCAUCCAUGGCAAAGUCAAAUGAUGUUCCAACACAACCAACCUCUAUAUCAUCUCCUCCAAAACUUAACGAAAGUACCCAUAUUGCCUUAAGUGGUUUGACCCCGAAAGACAUUGUCCAAAACUCGGUUCUAAGGGCAGAUCACUCGCAAUUAAAGCCAUUUCCUUGUCCCAUUCGUGGUUGCAUAAAAAGGCAGUUUAUGGAUGAUAACAGACAAUGGAUGAUAGCACUAUUACGAUGCCUGAUAGAAGAAAAUUCUAAUGAGGUAAUUAAUGUACCAGAACCAAAUUCAGAAAAAUGUCAGUUUUGA
Teleopsis dalmanni is the source of this 1053-nucleotide messenger RNA. RefSeq lists its product as uncharacterized. The record is from RefSeq and is a predicted model, not a curated record. The coding region runs from base 1 to 1053 and encodes 350 amino acids. The transcript has 3 exons. NCBI's taxonomy places the organism in Eukaryota, Metazoa, Arthropoda, Insecta, Diptera, Diopsidae.